Molecule: messenger RNA, 1550 nt
Organism: Sorex fumeus (smoky shrew)
Lineage: Eukaryota; Metazoa; Chordata; Mammalia; Eulipotyphla; Soricidae
Product: GPN-loop GTPase 3-like
Molecular function (GO): GTPase activity
Source: RefSeq, a predicted model, not a curated record
ACAUCCAGGAACUGAUCGAGGUGGAUGAUGUGAUGGAGGAUGGCUCCCUGAGCUUCGGUCUCAAUGGAGGACUGGUGUUUUGCAUGGAGUACUUUGCCAAUAACUUUGAGUGGCUGGAGAACUGCCUUGGCCAUGUCAAGGAUGACUACAUCCUUUUUGACUGUCCAGGUCAGAUUGAGUUGUACACACACCUGCCCGUGAUGAAACAGCUGGUUCAGCAGCUGGAACAGUGGGAGUUACGAAUUGAUGACUACAGGAUGGUCCGAUUUUUGCCUUACGAUCACUCAGAUGAAGAAAGCAUGAACAUUGUAUUACAGCAUAUUGAUUUUGCCAUUCAGUACGGAGAAGACUUGGAAUUCAAAGAACCCAAGAGCACCUACUGUGCCACCAUGGUCCAGCUCUGUGAAGCCCUCAGCCGUUCUGUCCAGGUGGUGAACUUAGAUCCCGCGGCGGAGCAUUUCAACUAUGAUGUGAUGGCUGACAUCCGGGAACUGAUCGAGGUGGAUGAUGUGCUGGAGGAAGGCUCCCUGCGCUUCGGUCCCAAUGGAGGACUGGUGUUUUGCAUGGAGUAUUUUGCCAAUAACUUUGAGUGGCUGGAGAACUGCCUUGGCCAUGUCGAGGAUGACCACAUCCUUUUUGACUGUCCAGACAUCCGGGAACUGAUCGAGGUGGAUGAUGUGAUGGAGGACGGUUCCUGCGCUUCGGUCCCAAUGGAGGACUGGUGUUUUGCAUGGAGUACUUCGCCAAGCACCUACUGUGCCACCAUGGUCCAGCACUGUGAAGCCCUGUGCCAUUCUGUCCAGGUGGUGAACUUAGAUCUCGCAGCGGAGCAUUUCAACUAUGAUUUGAGGGCUGACAUCUGGGAACUGAUCGAGGUGGAGGAUGUGCUGGAGGACGGUUCCCUGCGCUUCGGUCCCAAUGGAGGACUGGUGUUUUGCAUGGAGUACUUCGCCAGUAACUUUGAGUGUCUGGAGAACUGCCUUGGCCAUGUCGAGGAUGACUGCAUCCUUUUUGACUGUCCAGGUCAGAUUGAGUUGUACACACACCUGCCCGUGAUGAAACAGCUGGUUCAGCAGCUGGAACAGUGGGAGUUACGAGUCUGUGGAGUGUUUCUCAUUGAUUCUCAAUUCAUGGUGGAGUCGUUCAAGUUUAUUUCUGGCAUCUUGGCAGCCUUGAGUGCUAUGGUAUCUCUAGAAAUCCCGCAAGUUAACACCAUGACAAAAAUGGACCUGCUGAGUAAAAGAGCUAAAAAGGAAAUUGAGAAGUUUCUAGAUCCAGACAUGUAUUCUUUAUUAGAUGAUUCUACAAGUAACUUCAGAAGCAAAAAAUUCAAUAAAUUGACUAAUGCCAUAUGUGGGCUGGUUGAUGACUACAGCAUGGUCCGAUUUUUGCCUUACGAUCCGUGAGAAGAAAGCAUGAACAUUGUAUUACAGCAUAUUGAUUUUGCCAUUCAGUACGGAGAAGACUUGGAAUUCAAAGAACCCAAGGAACAUGAAGAAGAAUCAUCUUCUAUGUUAGAUGAAUAUUUUCAAGAAUGCCAGAACAAAUGA